GUUCCCCUGAAGUUUUUUUAUUUUCUGCUACGUCAAGUUUGUAAAGAUAACAGCRGAAACAGCUUGUCGUUACCAAAAUAAAAGUACUUUAUUGUUUUUAUUUAGGCUAUAAAGAACUACUUCGACAAAAGUAGUCGAAGCUAAACAGUUGCGGGUGUAAUUUCGAGCGCAAAUAUGGCUAAACAUAGCGUUUUGUGUACUUUUGCCAAACGUUUUACCGGAAGUAACAAGCGUAGCUUCAUCUAACUUUACCAAAGCUAAAAGUUUUUUGCCCUCCUCUUUUUCCCCUGCGUUCGCUCCGUCCUGCCACCACCAUCCAUCCAUUCGCUACUGAUGCUACGAUGGUGAUGGAGAGGCCCAGCAGGKUCCGGUACCGGCGCCGCUGAGCUCGAAACGACCCGGCCUGGCUUGCGAACCGACAGAGAGGGAAGAAAACGAAUAAAAGAGCGGCGGGGACAAAAGCAUGGAAACCGUGGAGCAGCUCGUCUCCUUCCACCACAUUCAGGUCCAGCUGAGCGGGGGCGCGCCUUGGGGGUUCACGCUGAAAGGAGGGCUUGAGCACGGAGAGCCGCUCAUCAUCACCAAAAUCGAGGACUCAGGAAAGGCUGCCCACUGCAAGAAGCUGAAGGUYGGAGAUGAACUCAUCAACAUCAACGGAUCCGCCCUCUACGGCAGCCGACAGGAAGCUCUCAUCCUCAUCAAGGGCUCGUACAGGAUACUGAAGCUCACAGUGCGGAGGCGCAGCGUUCCUCUCAUCAGACCCCACUCCUGGCACUUGGCGAAACUGUCAGAGCCGCUUCCCCCACCUCCAUCUGCCAUGCAUCUCCACUCCGGCUCCUACGCACUACCCUGGCACACGACUGACAGCAGUGACUUGUCUAUGCAGUGGUCACAGUUGUCCAGACCAUACUCAUCUACUGACCAAAGCAGCUCUGUGGGCUCUAUGGAGAGCUUGGACACACCGACACCAACUACACAGCCAUACUCUGGCUCCCACAAUUCACCUGUUGACCCUGCCCUUUUCAACAAUAAGCGAGACUCGGCCUACAGCUCCUUCUCGGCCAGCUCAAACACAUCUGACUAUGCCACAGUGCCGCUGAGGCCCGAUGAAGCCUGCUCUAUGGACAACCUUCUACAAAGUCUUGGGCCAGCAUGCCAGACCUACCCUGGUGACACUUCAGCCCUGGGUAGACCAUCUGGUGAGGCUCCAGUUCUAAUUGUGCACAAGUCUAGAUCCUUGACCAGACCAAGACCAAGGCCUGCUGAGGUGAAAGAUAGGCCUUCGUCCUGCUGUUAUGAGCAGGAGCAUAAGGGAGGAGACUUUGAGAUGUUGAGAAAUGGAGAAACUCAAACAGAGAGGAAGGAGAACCCCCCUCAGCCACCAACCAGGAAGGACAGUUUUAGGGCGACCCGGAGUCACACUGAUGCUGCCAGCAAACGUUGCACCGCGACUCCCGUAGAAGAUUGCAGUGUAUCUUAUUAUGAAGAAAACAAAUCCUGCCUAAAUGAAGAACCUGUUAUUCAGAAUGGUUUUCUUCCUCCAGAAGAGGACAACAAAACUGAGGAUUUACAAAUGGAGGAAGUGGACUCUCAAUUUAUCCAAAGACAAACUGAAGAACUUCAACACAUAAGAUGCGAUAGCGGUGCUAGGACAGAUUACAAAUCAGAGACCACCUCAGGGGACCCUUCUGACUCAGUAGCAUCCUCUGAAAGCCCCAUCACCCUUUCUGGUCUAGCAUCAAUAUCUUCUGAAUCUUCAGUGGAAGUUCAGGUUCAGCCCAAGCACUCCUCUGCUGGGCUGCACCGGCACAGUGCCCCAGAAAAGCUUCUCACUACCCAACUCCAGUUACUGCAGUUCAAUAAUGACAAUGAUUCUAUUGAGCCUUACAACACACCUAAUCCCCCUGAUCCCCCUCUGUCUCAUUGUAGCAGCCAGUGGUCUCAUUUAUCAUCGGCCCACGCUACAACAAACAACCUGGAAGGUUUUCAAAACCAGCUUCCGUCAAACAAAUGGGGUGGUAGCCGAUGUUCAACCMCAGGUUCCGUGUUUUUGGGAGGAGAAAAUAGUGUUUCAGGCGAGAGGCUGGAGGAAAAUGUUAAUGAUAGGUCUAGUUCACCGGUUCAUUGUCACGUGCCUUGGGGUCGCUCAGUGAGCGUACCAGGUAAACCCACAGGACCCCAGGAAAGACUGAGCUCUGAUCAGAUAGCAGAGAGUGAUUUCCAGCCUCUCAGUGCUGCUGCCAGUGUGGAUACCUUACUCCAGGAGCAAGCAGUUGUGGAAAAAGACGGAUGUGGGCCUAAAAAAGAGAACCCUGCAGAAAAAGAAGAAAACGUAAAAAAGUCAAACUCUUCUAAAAACUAUCGACGGAACCGUCGGCGCAAUGAGCGGUUUGCAACCAACCUCCGCAAUGAGAUUCAGAGGAAAAAGGCCCAGCUCCAGAGUAGUCAUGGUCCAGGAGGACUUCUGUGCAGUAAAGAAACUGUCCAAGAGGAGGAGGGUUCAGACCAUUGUGAAGAGGAAACCAACCCAAACCUCUCUGUUCAGGAAAAGAUUGCCAAAGUUGCCUUUCCCUCUCCAGCAGUCCUUCAAAAUUCCCAGACCUCAUCACAAGUCAGAACAUCAAACACCACAAGCGAGUCAAACUGUGAUUUCCUGCAAACCCAGUCCACAACUUACACUCAGAACAACAGCCGAUCCAGGUCUGUGCAGAUUUUGGACCCAGGCGUCCCUAGUUUUGGUGUGGGCAUCAGAGUUGUGGAGGAACCAGCACCAGCUGGAAAGGCCCGUCGCUGGCGUUGGACCCCAGAGCAUAAACUCCAGCCAGAACCAGAUGGAGAUAAACAGUUUGGCGUCUCAGGUGAAAGGGUGUUUGGGGUCACCGAGUCACGUCACGGAGUCUGCGCCUUCACCUCCUCAUCCAGUUCCCCUUACAGUCGCUCCUCUUCAUGUUCUCGAAAGGACGAGUCUGAUAUUCUUCCAUUUGCAGAAAGAAUGAAGUUUUUUGAGGAGACUUGCAAGAGCAAAUCAAAUGCCUCAAAUGCAUCCAGUUACAGGCAGAAAAAAACGGAACAUCAUCCRGAGCACCAGGCAGGAGAGCUCGGUCAGGGUUCAACCCAAAGGAGAUACUCCUAUCAGGGUGGGCUGCAACAAGAAAGUGCCCAACUUACAAACACCCUGGAGGCCAGGAGGCAGUCUGUGAGUGCUAUGAGGGAGAGGCAGAAAGAGAUGGAGAGGGAACAUUUCAGAGAACUGGAGGAGAGAGAAGAGAGGUUAAGAGAGAUGGAGAGGCAGCAGGAGAUGGAAAGACGAGAGCGGGACUUAGAGAUGGAAUGUGCAAGAGAGAGGGAGAUCCAAAGAGAGAGGGAACGAGAGGAGAGGGUGAGACAGUGGGAGAGAGAACAAAUGAAGAAAAGGGAGGAAGAAUUUCAGCUUACCUCUUAUAAGGACUGUUAUGGUAAUUCUGGCAUCCGAGAAAGAGAUAAAGACUUUGAACAUAAGGAACAUUUCUACAACCGCCAACCCAAGCCUCCAACAUUCUCUCAGAGCCACAUCCAAAGUCAGGUCCCACAGUCAGCAUUUUAUGCAGUCGGUCAUCAUUCACAGCUGCUGGAGAACCACCAACCUCUGCAUCAGGGAUACACUGCAAGGAGCUACACACCCACAGAGGCGUAUCACGCCCGGCAACAGGAAACCACCAAGCUCAACAGGAAGUACAGUCUGACUGAAAGGGACUACCCAAGUUCGAGGCGUGAGUCUCGGCGGCCUCAGAGCCUCAGCCAGCAGCAGCAGCAGCAUCACCUCCAUCAGGCUCAGUGGGACUCCAGGCGGACGGACAGCAGCGGUGACGAUCGAAACGGUUACGCCUUUGCGCCUCCGCCGGCUCCUCUUUUCCUCCGAGGACGGGCGAUGUCUGAAAACGACCUCCGCUACGAAAGCAGCCAGCAUUGGUCCCCGUCGCUGUUCUCUGCGACCAGCCAGAUGCUGAGUGAGGUGGAGGAGGCGGGAGACUCGACGAGCCCCGCCAGGCAGAGCAGGAAGAAAGCCCCACCGAGGCCGCCGCCCCCCAAGUGGGAGCAAUUCCACCGCCGACGUGCGUCUCACCACGCCUUGCUGUCCUCUCCCUCCGGUGCUCCUCCUCUCUGCGUCCCACCUUCCUUCGACUCUGCAGAGGGACAGUUCUCAGCUCACUCCUCGUCCUAUGUCCCGCCGCCCGAAACAUCUCGACAGAGGUCCUACAGUUUGCCCCCUGAGAGACAGGAAGUCACAGAGAUGUGCCCUCGGUGCAGCUGCAGCCAAACUCAAACCUUCUCCCACACCCCGUCCAAUCAGAAUCCAGCACAGUUUCAGGAACGCCCUUUUACCGUGGCUCCGCCCAGUCCAAUGUUCUCUAGGAAGAUGUUCAGACCCGUGGCCCCGCCCCAUGCAGAGAGACUGGACACUCCCCCUUCACCACCAGCUGGAACCACCAGCUCACAUGUGAUGGAGGUGAGCCACAGUCCGGAUCAGGACCGGGUAGCAGUGAAACCUCCCAAAGCACAGCCCAGCAUGAGGCCUGGAGCCGAGUGGCAGAGAACUCCAUCUCCCAGAGUUCAUAGCAACACACUGCCGUCCAAUGUCCUUGGAAAUGGGAGCGUUGGUAGAAGUUGUCCUCCUGAGCCCUACUUCAGUCAGCUGGACUUCCUGCAGCAAGUUUGCAUGAGCAGAGACCUCCACGAGGAGGAGCAGAAACUGCCCGAGCCGAGGACAGAAUCCGAACCUACUCUGAGCCCGAGCCCGGCGCAGAGCCUGGAGGCCGACCCGGAGCUGCCCUUAGAGACAGAUAUCGACGACUUCCAGGAGGAGGAGCUCCUGGGGGAGGAMACGCCCCUCACCAGCGAGCUCCCGUGCUUCGCUCAGCCCAUCACGGUCCUGGAGACGGACAUGGACCUGGUGCCGGACCCGGAGGCAUCGCCGCCCGGAGAAGCUCCAGCAGAGAGCAGCUCUGCGGACGAGCUGGAGACGGAGGAGAGCUGGAGGGGAACCUCUCAACCUGUGGAGUCCAACACCAACAGCCUGGAUCGGCUGUCCACUGCCAGCUCCAGCUGUUCCUCUUAUUACCACACAUCUGCAGCCAAGGCUCAGCUCCUGUCGCAGAUGAAGGACGUCCCUCAGGGCAGGGAGAGGGACGAGGACGACGAGCUGGCCUACAAGAAACAGCUGAUGGAGAGCCUCCGGAAGAAGCUGGGGGUCUUGAGGGAAGCUCAGAGGGGACUGCAGGAGGACAUCAGAGCCAACUCCCAGCUGGGAGACGAGGUGGAGGGCAUGGUGGUGUCGGUGUGUAAGCCCAACGAGGUGGACAAGUACCGCAUGUUCAUCGGCGACCUGGACAAGGUGGUCAGCCUGAUGCUGUCCCUGUCCGGGAGGCUGCUGAGGGUGGAGACAACGCUGGACACGCUGGACUCGGAGACGGAGCUGCACGAGAGGCUCCCCCUGCUGGAAAAGAAGCGUCAGCUCAUGAGGCAGCUGUCGGAGGCUCAGGACCUGAAGGACCACGUCGACCGCAGAGAGCAGGCCGUCAGCCGGGUUCUGGCCUGCUGCCUCACUCCAGAGCAGCACCGAGACUACAGCCACUUUGUGAAGAUGAAGGCGGCCUUGCUGGUGGAGCAGAGGCAGCUGGAGGACAAGAUUCGGCUGGGGGAGGAGCAGCUGAGGGGGCUGAGGGAGAGUCUGGGACUGGGGCUGGGAAUGGGCAUGUCGAUGGGAUACGGACAAUUUUAACUCGGCAAGAAAAGGAAAACGAGAUGAAGAAGCAGAAGCAAACAAGAAUUUAUAAAACAAACAGGCAUCCAUAUGCACUAUUUGCUAAAGCAUCAGUCAGUUAGCUUAGCUUCGCUUAGCAUUAAGAAGACACAAAAUGAUAGGAAUUUUUCUCCAAACAAAUUUUGUCGUUAAAAAAAAUUCACUUUGUGCCUGAAACAUGUACUGUACAUCGUUUUCUUCAGUCCGUUGCCAAAGAUGUUUUUACAAAAUAACUUUUUUUAUUUUCUGUUUAAAUCUCCCAGUUCAGAGAACUAACGGAGUUCAUUUUUAAAUGUUUUUUGGUGCUUGUUUUAAUCUCACUAAAGCCAGCAUUGUGAAAAGCCAUUAUUAACUGCCAAGCCAGCGUUCUGCUCCUGUUCAACACCGUCUGUUUUUAUUACUGUAAUGUUGGAGUCUAAACGUGUUGAGUUUGACACUCCACUGACUUCCUGUUGAUCUGUAUGUACAGAAGACGCUCGUGUUUAUUGUGUAAARUGUGUAAAUAGUGGUUUUAUUCUUCGAAACGACAGGAAGUGGUUGUGUGAGACGGAGGACACCAAUUUUUUUUAUUAAUUUUUUACUGUAUAUGUUGAAGGAAUCCAGAGAAGAGUUUGUGUUGAAGGAUCAAGGGAAAAUGUUUCAAAAUGUUUCAAAAUGUUCGGCUGUUUUGUCGCUUUUUGGCUCAAACUGUUGUCAAAACAAGCAAAAGAAAAAAAAAGAAGUAUGGCAACAUUUUACUUACAUAGUAUUCGUAACACUAUUUGUUUCAUUAUUACCGUUUUGUUCCACAGAUACCAAAAUGUUUCAAGAAACAGAUGGUUUACUGUUUUUCUCCUCCUCAGAGGGUUUAUACUGCCCUCUGYUGGUGAAAAGUAUUAAAAACUCAACUGGAGGCUUCA
This is a messenger RNA of Austrofundulus limnaeus, 6678 nucleotides long. RefSeq names its product shroom family member 4 (gene shroom4). Gene Ontology annotation, molecular function: actin filament binding. The transcript has 13 exons. Gene Ontology annotation, cellular component: apical junction complex; adherens junction; apical plasma membrane. Gene Ontology annotation, biological process: actin filament organization. The record is from RefSeq and is a predicted model, not a curated record. Lineage: Eukaryota; Metazoa; Chordata; Actinopteri; Cyprinodontiformes; Rivulidae. The coding region runs from base 464 to 5758 and encodes 1764 amino acids.